Messenger RNA from Momordica charantia (bitter melon), 1804 nucleotides. RefSeq names its product cytochrome P450 94B3. NCBI's taxonomy places the organism in Eukaryota, Viridiplantae, Streptophyta, Magnoliopsida, Cucurbitales, Cucurbitaceae. Gene Ontology annotation, molecular function: monooxygenase activity; heme binding; iron ion binding. The record is from RefSeq and is a predicted model, not a curated record.
AAGAGAGAAAAAAAAAAAAAUCUUUCCAUUGAAUAAUAAUUUCUUCCAAUUGGCAAAAUUACCAUGCAACCCAAUUUGGGCUUCGCCAUGUCCCUCUUCUUCCUCCUCUCCCUCUCUCUCUGGACUUUCUUUUUCCUCUGUAUCUGCAUCUACAAAUCGUACUGCUCCUCCGUCAACCGUUUUUCCCCUCCUUCGUACCCAUUCAUAGGCUGCCUCAUCUCGUUCUUCAAAAACCGCCGCCGGCUCUUGGCCUGGUACACCGACCUCCUCUCCAGCUCCCCCACUCGGACCAUUGUGGUCCACCGGCUCGGUUCUCGGCGGACCGUUGUGACCGCGAACCCGGCCAACGUGGAGUACAUGCUGAAGACCAACUUCCUGAACUUCCCGAAGGGGCAGCCCUUCACCGACAUACUCGGCGAUCUACUCGGGUGCGGCAUUUUCAAUGUCGACGGCGAGUUGUGGUCCACCCAGCGGAAGCUGGCUAGCCACGAAUUCUCCGCUAAGUCCCUUAGGGAAUUUGUGGUUAAAGCGCUUGAAGAAGAAGUCCACUUCCGUUUGAUCCCUUUGCUUGAGAAUGCUGCCCGGACUAACGCCGUCUUGGAUUUGCAAGAUGUUUUGGGAAGACUCGCUUUUGACACCGUCUGUAAGGUGACACUGGGAAGUGACGAGCAAUGCUUGGACAUGUCGCGGGCAGUUCCAGGUCACGUGAAGGCCUUCGACACGGCGACGGAGGUGAGCGCCAAGCGGGCAGUGGCGCCGAUUUUCCUGGCGUGGAAGGCCAAGCGGAUCCUCAACGUCGGCUCCGAAAAGAAGCUCAAAGAAGCGGUUCACACGGUUCACACCUGGGUCUCCGACAUCAUCCGCAACAAAAAGCUGACCAGUAAUAAUAAUAAUAAUAAUACCCUCGAAAACGACAAAUCUGGGGAUUUGUUGUCUCGCCUCUUAUCCGCGGGCCUUGGCGACGAAGAGGUCAGAGACAUGGUGGUGAGCUUCAUAAUGGCGGGCCGCGACACCACCUCCGCCGCAAUGACGUGGCUAUUCUGGUUGCUCACCAAACACCGACACGUGGAGCAGACCAUCGUGAAGGAAGUGAGUUCGUUGUCUAAAACGACGUCGCUUGGUUAUGACUACGAAGACUUGAAGGAGAUGAAGUUUCUGAAGGCGUGCCUCUGCGAGUCCAUGCGGCUGUACCCGCCGGUGGCGUGGGACUCGAAGCACGCGGCGGCGCAGGACAUUCUCCCGGACGGAACUCCGGUGAGGAAGGGGGACAGAGUCACGUACUUCCCGUACGGAAUGGGGCGGAUGGAGGAGCUGUGGGGGAAGGACCGGCUCGAGUUCAAACCGGAGCGGUGGUUCGAGAAGGGAGAGUUGAAAGCGGUGAACCCGUUCAAGUUCCCGGUUUUUCAAGCCGGUCCGAGGAUGUGCUUGGGAAAGGAAAUGGCGUUCAUUCAGAUGAAGUACGUGGUGGCCACGGUUUUGAAGCGGUUUGAAUUGGUACCGGUUAGUGGAAACGUGCCGGUUUUUGUCCCUUUGUUGACAGCUCAUAUGGCUGGUGGAUUACAGGUUUAUGUUACAGAAAGGACAGCACAAAAGUCAAGCAUUUGGUGAAUCGCAAACACAACAUUAAAAUUAAUGUAUAAAUAGUACCACCAGAUCAAAUUAUAUGUAUGUUCAGGUCGGUUCGGUUCCAUUCCAUUAUUUUUCCAGUUUAACGGCAAAAGUAUUUCUUCUUCUACGAUUCGGUCAACAAAGCGUGAUAUUGAUGGAAUUUGAUGAACUCAAAAAAAAAAAAAAAACACAUUAA